Molecule: messenger RNA, 2508 nt
Organism: Anopheles stephensi (Asian malaria mosquito)
Lineage: Eukaryota; Metazoa; Arthropoda; Insecta; Diptera; Culicidae
Exons: 5
Coding region: 112-909 (265 amino acids)
Source: RefSeq, a predicted model, not a curated record
GACACUUAAUGAAUCUAUCGCUUCCCUCUACUAAUUGCUGUCUGACACGCAAUCAGAACCUUUUCGUAUCCGAAACACCGGCAGUCCGACAUAUGUCCUGGUGGGAAGAACAUGGUGCUGAUGCGGCUGUUCUGUUUCCGGCUGUCGGUUCGACUUGGGUCCAUCAUCGUCGGAGGAUGCUGCAUACUGGAAACUAUCAUUACGAUGAUUACGCUGGCGGCGCUGGGCGGUGCCGAAUUUCUCCUCCAGGAAGCGCUCUACUACGAGGAAAAUAUGCACCUGUACAACCCACACGAUGUGUUCGUGUGGUUGAUUGUGGUGUGCAAAACGAAUGCCGAAUUGUUCUACACCUGCACGAUGGUGGUCUGCAUGGGGUUGUAUUUGCCGUGCUGUGGCGCAAUGAUGGCGGGUGCAUAUUUUAUGAAGCAAUAUCUGCUAGCACCGUUCGUUGUGGUGGAGCUGGGACGGCUGUCCUGUAUCACCCUGACCCACGUGAUCGGCAUGAUGGUGAUUAAGAAAUCGAUCAACGUCGGUUACCUUAUAGCGCUCACCAUUGCUGGGGGAUUUGCUUUGUUGCUACUGUUCUAUCUGUGGGGAUGUGUGGUGGCGUUGAUGCAAAUACUGCGUAUCGUCCGCUCGCCGGAAUAUAUUGCCGUGUUCGGGGACAAUCCUCUCGCACCGGUGGAUCCCGGUGAAACGACUCCAGUCGGGACCGGUGUCUUGCUCGACUCCGGUAUGCUGGAGUGGAACGGAAUGGGACUGAAGCCUACGCAACGAAACCACAUGAACAAAAAUCUGGAACGAUUACCACCGACGGCCCUUUCCAGUGGUCAGUUUAGCGGGCCGAACAUGCUGAUUGAUGAUUUUCGUCCACUGCACAGUCGCUACUCCUACAAUUGGGCUAUUUAGAUUCUUUCCCAUGUAGUAUUUGAAUUAUUCCAAUUAGCAUUACUUGAAUCAGCCCACUGUCCACUGUGCGGUGGCCCCAUUCGUCGUGUGUGCGGAAACGGUUUGGUGCGCAUAUGCAAAGUCGCGGCACUCGGAACAGGUCAGGGCACACAUGGGGUCAGGCAGAAAGGGUCGUCACAAGAAGAAAGACUCGGCUGAUAGCAACGACAAAGCCUGCGCGUAUUAAACAAAAUGAAAUCGCAAACACUUCAAGCGGCGAAGCAUUCUUUUCACCCGCUCUUAAGUGGCAGUGUAAACAAAGUCCUCGUAGAUGGGGUAGCUUUUUUUUUGCCAAUGUGAAAUCGAACGGAAUCGCAGACCGUAAUCGGAGGUUUCUUUGAAGGGGUUGUUCUUGUUUUGUGCAUUUUUUGUUGUAGCUUGAUUGUGUGUUACUGGCCUGCAAUCAACGGUUCAGUGCAGUCGACCGCGAUCAUUCUAGCGACGGUGGUAGACUCACAAAUACUAAGAAUAGUGGGUUUUAGAUGCGUUGCUAGCUAGCGACAAACUUGGCAGGUCUCUGUAUUUUUAAAUCGGAAAAAGAACACCCCUCACUCCACGUGACUCGCUCCACGUCCCGUUCCCUGUGGCAGCACGCCUUCCGUUUGGUUCAUCUUCUUUGCAAUGCAAACAUGUGUGUGCCGCCACAACCAAUACUCACGAUCGUGUGCACCCGUACCGCCGUUCGGUUUGGCCAUUUGCCAUUUGAUGUUUUUUUGAUUCGCAUCCCUGUCUAGCGUGUGUUGCGAUCGGAUUCUCUCUAUCGGAACCAAGCAACACCGUCGCAACUGACCGCCACCGCAUCAGCAGCAACAGCGGUCCGCGCUGCGUACAAGCGCCCGCGGAGGGGCAUCUCGAGGUUUCAGGUCCGCGCCUGAUAGGGCCCACCACGAUCACGGUCUGGUCACGGUUGCCUCUCGACCAGUACCGGUUGCGAGAGACGAGAGGGGUUUUUUCUUUCAUUUCGCGGUUUCGCGUGUCUGUUUAACCGCGCCAGCAGUGCUUCCUUACUCAUUCGACCACAUUGGCCCCAACGGCGAGGAUCGUCUUGGGCAGUGCUCGCGUGCGUGUGCCUGUGAAUUCUUGCUGCGGUGCGUGUGAAAGUUUGACAUUCAGAGUUUUUGGUGUAAAAAGUAGUUACAUUUUUGGACGAACGAUUUUUUUAUUCGUCACGAACUGUCCGCGCGUAUUACGUGGUGCUUUCUGUUUGCUGUGUGUGUGCAUGCAGUCGAGCCGCAUUACCGUGUCUCGGGUGUUUCGAUGGAGCUAAAAUUAGGUCGGCACUAAAACAGAACAAAACGCAUCCGACAGAACGACAGAGAGUGGUGAGUGGUGUGUUUGUGAAGACUUGGUGCGGCAACUUUUGGCGUAUGACCGCAUAGAAUAUCAACACGCUCGGGGUUAGACUGCGGGAAGAAAGUUGUGCCGCGUGUGUCGCAUAAACACUCGCGCACCAAACACUGUGGAGUGCAACGAACUGACGUAUCGAAGUUUCUAAAUCAUAAACAACACCCCGGGUCCGCCGCUACCAUGGAUAAGCAGUACGUGCUGAAGAACAACAUG